AGCCACUAUCCAAUCCCAAUCCAUUCCAACCCAAGCUCCGCCAAUCAGAAGCCGGACACCAUGGACCAUGCCACCCCCACCCAAAGUCUGAAGGUGUCGUCGCGUCACACCCCUCCCCCCAUGUGGGCGUAUGGGCUGGCCCUACUGUUUUUUGUGUUUAUGAUAGGGCUGACCUAUGCCUUUGUGUACUGGACCAAGUACAACCUGCGGGUGAUGCGCCAGGCGCACGCCGAAGGUCUGCAGAUGCGCGGUAGUCAGAGUGGCGGUGGGCAUAGUGGCGGUCUGAGUGUGGGCGUGACCGGUAGGGGUAGGCGCUUUGCGCAUGAACCUGCGGCUGAGUGUGUGGGUGAGAUUGCCGGUGGUGAUCCGGAUGAGGAGGAAGAGGUGCAGUUGGUGAAUGAUGUAGGCACGAAUAGCCAGCAUAUCACGAAAAGUGAUAAGGGGAAGAACUAUGAACUGCUAGAGUGAUGAAGAUACUGUAUAUGGCUA
Molecule: messenger RNA, 489 nt
Organism: Sphaeroforma arctica JP610
Lineage: Eukaryota; Ichthyosporea; Ichthyophonida
Exons: 1
Coding region: 61-468 (135 amino acids)
Source: RefSeq, a predicted model, not a curated record